Molecule: messenger RNA, 2538 nt
Organism: Malus domestica (apple)
Lineage: Eukaryota; Viridiplantae; Streptophyta; Magnoliopsida; Rosales; Rosaceae
Source: RefSeq, a predicted model, not a curated record
CAUCAAGGUCUCGAGUUUCCUCGAUAAUGGACACAAUGGAUUUAUACCACCUACUUAGACUCAUUAACAAUUUCUGCACAAUUCUUUGUUCAGUCACAUCUUCACCAAGGGAUUUCAGAUUGUUCACAAUUCCAAAAAACCUACCCAAAUAGUCAUCUAGGUUUUCACUAUCUAUCAUUCUCAUAUACUCAAAAUCAGCCCUAACUGCUUGAAGUUUUACAGCUCUUACCUUUUUAUCUCCUCUGAACUCUCUUCUCAGAAUGUCCCAUGCCCCUUUUGCAGUCUUCUCAUUUCUGAUGCGAGGGAAAAGCUCAUCGGUUAUGGCUCCUUGUAUAAGACUCAGCGCCUUGGCAUUCUUUAUUCUGUCUUCUCUGGAGAUGGUAGGUGCUUCCACUGGAACUUGCUCAGCCUCACUACCUUCAUCUCCAGAAUCUUCUUCCUCCUCGAGAAUCGGCUGUGGUUGUACUCCAAUCUCUACUACAUCCCAUAGGUCAUGCGCUAUGAGGAUAGUCUCCAUCUUGACUGCCCAAAAAUCAUAGUUUGCACCAUCAAACUGUGGAGUUCGUAAAUCUCCACCUGAAGAACCUGAUCCCACCAUUUUCUUGGUGAAUACCAGUGAACCAACAAUAAAGGAACCACCUUUAUCCCCUUUUGGGAAUUUUUCAGGAAGAACCUCUCUCACAGUUUCACGCCCCUCUCUGGAAUCAGACCUAGUGCUCUGAUACCAUGUUGAAAUGGUAUCGGGCUUUAUACUUUAGGUUGAUUAAUACACAAAGAUUGAAGCUUUAAAAACCAGAAAAUCUAAGAAGGAAGAGCACAGAGAGUAGCAAGGACUCAUCUCCAGCCAUACAUACCAUCGGAGGCCACGAUCCUUCCACUUGGAGAAGGAUCGGGUAACACAGUACAUCCCAAAACAGAUAAGAAUAACAGCUGUAAGGUUUCUAAAACAAGAAUUAAAACUAGCCGUUACAAGUUUAAAAAGCUAAUGGCUAUUUCUAAAAAUAGCAGUUCUUCAUCUUUUCGAAUUCUUCAUUCUCUUCACUUUCAACCUGCAGGAUUGUCAUCUGCAAGUUGAUUUAAGCUUAGUAUGCAGCUUAAUUCUCAACAUCUUUACUUCGGGGGAUGAAACUCCAUAGAAUAUGAUGGUGCAAAUUUAGAUAUAAAUCUGCAUAUAUAAACGAGGAGGAGGAGGAUGAUGGCUGCAGGAAAUGGACAAUUGACGGUUCCUCCAGGGUUCCGAUUCCAUCCGACAGAUGAGGAGCUUCUCUACUAUUACCUCAGGAAGAAAGUGUCUUAUGAAGCCAUCGACCUUGAUGUUAUUGGGGAGGUGGAUCUCAACAAACUCGAACCCUGGGACCUCAAAGAGAAAUGCAGAAUAGGGUCAGGGCCUCAGAAUGAGUGGUACUUCUUCAGCCACAAGGAUAAGAAAUAUCCAACAGGAACUCGUACAAACCGCGCAACCACAGCUGGGUUUUGGAAGGCAACUGGGAGAGACAAAGCGAUCCACCUCACCAGCUCCAAGAGAAUUGGCAUGAGGAAAACCCUAGUCUUUUACACUGGCCGCGCUCCCCAUGGCCAAAAGACCGACUGGAUCAUGCACGAGUAUCGCCUCGAAGAUGAUAACAUUACUGCUGAUCAAGUUCAGCAGGAAGAUGGAUGGGUGGUAUGUAGGGUUUUCAAGAAGAAGAAUCACAACAAAGGUUAUCAACCAGAAUUUGCUCAUCAUCAAGAUCAUCAAGAGCACGAACACUUCACGAACAUGAAGGCAAGUGGUUCUCAUGCCCCGAUACUACUAGAUCAUCACGAUCAUCAUCAGCAAAAACAAAAUCACCAUCGUCUGGAAGGACUAUAUGAUUAUCCUAGUAGCUUUGAUCACGCUGGAUCCAUGCACCUCCCACAGCUGUUCAGUCCAGAGUCGGCUGUCGCUGCUUCAUCCUUUGUAUCACCGCACAAUAUCAACUUGAACACGAUGGACAUUGAGUGUUCCCAAAACCUGUUAAGGCUAACAUCCACCGCCGCCGCGGCAGCUGCAGCAGCAUCUGGUAGUUGUGGACUCGUGCAACAGCAGGAGAGGUCCUUCAUCAGUGGUGGUGAUUGGUCAUUCUUGGACAAGCUCCUUGCAUCUCAUCAGAACCUCGAUAUUAAUCACUCAACGUCGCAAACCAAAUGCAACCCUUCUUCAUCGACUCAACAACUUAGUAACUCUCAUGAUCAUGAUCAUGUGGGUACUUCAUCAUCAACGCAGCAGAGAUUCCCAUUUCAAUACCUUGGGUGCGGAACUGACUUCUUAAAAUUUUCCAAGUAGCUAGCUAAGGCGGCUAGGGCUCUACAAACCCGCAAAGUCGCGGAUCGAUGGAUACAGUGUACUUCAUGCAUGGAUGGAUGUCCAUCCUAUAUCAUUAAGCUGUACGGCAGUCUUUUUCAGUCUUAAUUGUUUUGGUAGUUAUAUUACAAACUUGGCUCAGAUUCUAUAUCCUUUCCUAAUUAAUUUAUUACUUCUCCUUUGGCAUCAAAAUGUAUAUAACUAAAUUCAAACAA